AUGGUAGGGACUCCAACGUCUCCCGCUUCCCCUUCCUUCAGUAAUCCUCGGCCCGUGAGCGCUAUGAUACGACCGGCUCGGAGCUCAAGUCGCCUGAGCAUGAGCAGUAAGGCGGGGGGAAGCAGAGCGUCUGAUGAGGAUGCUAGAACUUCAGUCAAAGUUGCUGUGCGCGUGCGACCACCGCUUCGCUCCACCGAUCCCGGCUUCGAUUUGAUACCGCAACGGUUCCAGAGGGGAAUGGUACAUGUUACGAGCCCGACAAGUCUUGCUGUGGAUAGUCCUCAGGGAAGGAAGAUAUUCGUGUUUGAUAGAGUAUUCGGACAAGAAGUAGACCAAAAUGGUGUUUGGGACUACUUGGAGGAGAGCGUGAACGCGUUCGUUCAAGGUUACAAUGUUUCGCUGCUGGCUUAUGGUCAGUCAGGCGCUGGAAAAUCAUACACUAUGGGGACUUCGGGUCCUGAUGAGCAGAGCAACAUUAAAGUUAUGGGGGUAAUUCCAAGGGCUGCUGCGGCUCUUUUCGAGAGGCUUGGAAGCGGUGCUCCAAACCCUCGAAAUUCUACUUCGGGCCUAAGAGCGCCAGUGAGAUAUUCCACUCCUAUAUCGCAAUUAGCAAAGCCAGCUGUGGAUAAGGGCUGGACUAUGAAAGCUAGUUACGUUGAGAUAUAUAACGAACAAUUAAGAGAUCUGUUGUUGCCUGAGGGCACGAGGCCAGAAGAACGAGUCCCGAUCACCAUUCGCGAAGAUGCAAAAGGAAGGAUCCUUUUGACCGGGCUGCAUCAGGUCAUUGUGAAUACAGUUGACGAUUUACUUGGAGCUUUGAACUUUGGGUCUUCCAUUCGGCAGACGGACGCAACAGCCAUUAACGCGAAGUCUUCUCGUUCACACGCGGUUUUUAGCUUGAAUCUUGUGCAACGGAAACCUAAAGGCCCUGCAAGUAAGGAUGAGAAGCGGUUUUCGAUGCCCACAGAAAUGCUCGGACAGGAAGGGUAUGUGACGGUUGACAGUAAAAUGCACUUUGUCGAUUUAGCUGGUAGUGAGCGGUUAAAGAAUACUCUGGCCCAAGGUGAUCGAGCGAAGGAAGGUAUAUCGAUUAAUGCAGGUUUGGCAAGUCUGGGGAAAGUCAUUUCACAGCUUUCGUCACGCCAGGCCGGAUCACAUGUCUCGUAUCGUGAUUCCAAACUUACCCGUCUCCUCCAAGACUCCUUGGGUGGCAAUGCGAUUACUUAUAUGAUCGCCUGUGUUACUCCAGCCGAAUUUCAUUUAAGUGAAACAUUAAAUACCGUACAAUAUGCUCAACGUGCUCGUGCUAUCCAAAGCAAACCCAGGAUACAGCAAGUUUCGGAUGACGGCGACAUGAAGGCCCUUGUAGAACGUCUCAGGGCCGAAAUUGCUUUUCUUAGAGACCAACUGAAGAAUCAUUCGGAAUCCGGUAGUGGGUCUAGUAGUGGAGGCCAAACCCGUUCAGAGCGAUCAAGCGAUAAGGAGAGAGAAAUGGAGCUCCAAAAUCAGCUCUUGGACCUCCAGGAGAAUUAUGGUGCUUUAAGUCGGCGUCAUGCAAAGUUUAUAUCAGAGAUCACUAAGGUCCGGGAUACACAGGAACUUUCGGCUCAACCUAAUGAUUACACAGAUAGUGCCGAAGAAAGGCUUGCGAGGUCAAAUUCGCUAUCAGAUGCGGUGGAACAGGUUGUUUUGGAAUAUGAAAAAACCAUUCAGAGUCUUGAAACAUCGCUUUCUAGCACUCGGGGUUUAUUGUCAGCCAAUGAGUGUUGCCUUUUGGAGAAGGAGACUAAACUUGCAUACAUUGAGACGGUUAACCAGCAACUCCAUGCACGUGUUCAGAAACUGAUGGAUCGCGAGUCGAGCACUGAAAAUUACCUCCACGAUUUAGAGACCAAGUUGGAUAGCCACACAUCUGGGGAAGAGAGCUCAUCAGUCUGGUUACUCGAACAUGUUGUGGACCGUCAACGCAGUCUGGGAAAGCUCGACAACCUCCUAUAUGAGCUGGACUCAAUGAACUCACAAAAGGAAGAGAAAUCAGUGAAUAAGGCUGCAGAGGAGUCCGAUAAAGUGAGAAACGGCCGUGCAAGACCUCACAGUGAUGAUACUCUUGUUGAGGUUCCCGAGUCAGUUAAUGGUGAUGAUGAUGAUUUUGUGGACCUUGGUGUGGAAAAGUUGCGGGUACAGGAGAACAGAAUAUCCGGGUCAACUACUCCCGAGACUGGCGAUCACACCUCACAGCCCGCAUCAGGGAAGGCGAUUCCUUCGAUCACACUCGGUAACUCACCCAAGAUCGAGUACCCUCCUCAGAGCCCGGCCCAGUCUCAGUUCGUUGCCGAUAAGUUGGAGUCCGUACAGCAAGAGCUUAUUGAUCUCAAAGUCGAACACGAAACAACUAUCAACGAACUUGACCAAAUGUCUGCCAACUAUGAGGCAGCGCUCCGUGAUCUCGCCGCUCUUCAGGAUCGUCUCGAUGAGGCCCGACACCAGGCUGCCCCUUCGCGGGGCACCUCGCCUUCACCAUCGCCAAACCUGCGACCCACCUCUUUUUUAGUAGGCGCGAGGGUGAGCGAUUUAAAGGCCGAGGACCAAGGCUCAUCCUCGCUUUCGCUAUCUUCGGAAUUAUCCUUGGUUGGGGACUCGCCUAUCUCCCCAGUGAGUAUCGACAGCGAAGCGCAGCGCAUUAAAGAAGAAUUGGAGAUGCAAAGGAAGAUCAGCUAUGAGAGAGAGGAGGCUUUGGCUACAGAGUUGGAGAGCGUCAAGAUCCAAAUGGAAGAUGCCCUCAAAGUACAGGAAGAGGAACACGAUCUCCUUCACUUGCAGCUGAAGCAGUCACUGGAUCAGCUUUCUGAACUCCGACACAGAGAGAGGGUUUCCGGCGUCAUCUCACCGUCUGGUACCCAUAUUCUCCGACGAAAAUCUAGUCAGAGCUUGGCUGUUCUAGACCGUGCUCGUCGCUCUUUCGACAAUCUUCAUAGGAUUGCAGUUGAGAAUUUCAAGGAUCAUCCGGACAUAUUGGAGAACUUCGAACUCAACAUUGAUGCCGCCGUCAAGGAGCUUACAGUCCGCUCAGAUCGUAUUUCAGAAUUGGAGACUGAGAUCUCGUCGUUGAGGAAGGAGAUGGACGCCAAGUCCGCUAUCAUCAACGGGUUGGCCAGAGAACGAUCUAGUAUAUCUACUUCGCCAAUGGAUAUUUCAGUUGUUGCAGUCAUGGAACGGCGCAUCGAGGAGACACAGGCUCAGCUCAAUAGCACACGGGAGCUACUAUCGAUCCGUGAGAGCGAUUUAGCCAUCGCUCAUCGCGAAUUGUCGGCACAGUCAGGAGAAUCAACCAGUGAUGUGGAGGAUCUUCUCAUCGAGUUAACUAAAGAGAAGACCUUGAGUGCUGAGAAGUCACAACGGAUAUCCGACCUUCAGAGAGAAAUUGUGGACACACGACAAAACCAUGACGCAGCCCUCGAGACAAUGGAUCGCUCUAAGAAAGCUCUUGCUACUGCCGUCCAUGAACUUGAGAGUGAGUUGGCCAGAAACAAGGAGGUUGUCGAGGCCGAAAGGGCUCUCAAGGUCACAGUCGAAGAGGAGAAGAUUCAACAUCAGGAACGUGUUGAGAUGCUUGAACAUAUUGUUGCCGAGAACAAGACUACUAUUGACUCUCAGCUCGCACGACUUGCCGAACUUGAGAAGACCCAUGCGGCCACUCGUGAACAGAUCGAUAACCAGCUCUCCCAAACUUCAAACCCCUCUGAAUCGACUGUUGAGGAGGUCCGGAAGCAACAGGUGUUGGCAAAAGAGCUUGAACAUGCCAUUGCGCAGAAUAGAGCGGUUAUUGAGGACCAGCAGGCCCGUCUUGCCAACCUCGAAGCACCUUACCAAGAUGCCAUUGAUCAGGUCGAGGCUCUCCGGCGGAAGGAAGAGGCGGCUGUUCUUGCGCUCAACGAAGCGGAAACACGCGCAUCCGAGAAAAUUGCCACUAUUAAUGCUAAGCACGAGGAACUUGUUCAGACCAUUCGAGCUAAGCUUGAGGAGAGCAAGAGCGCUAUUCUGGAACAUGUUGCCAAUCUUACCAGACUCCAGGUAACCCAUGCUGAGGCUAAGUCACUCAUUGUAACCCUUGAGGGCGAUAAGUCAAAGGCACAGGAGGAGGCUGCUCGACACGCUACUACCAUCAAGGUUCUUGAAACUGAAGUGGAAGGGAGCGAGGCUACGAUCAAGAAACAUCUCGACACGAUCUCAGAGCUUCAGGAGCUUCACAAGCAGGCCGACGAGGAAAUUGAGAAGUUGUCCAAGAAGGAGGCUAAGCACGCUAAGCUACUUGAGGACCUUGAGCAGCAACUUACAUUCACCUUCGACCAGGGCCAGGAGAAUGCGACGAAGUUGGCUGAUGUCACCGCCGAAUAUGAGCGUCUCCAGCAGGAGAAAAAGGCUUUGGUUGCGGAAUCUACGGCAAAGAAUGCGGAGUCUCAACAACUUAUUGAGAGCUUGACCGAUGAGGUUGCAAGUCUUCAGACGAAACUUGCAGAAGUUCAGAUGGAGCUCCAAGGGUUGGGCGGAGCACGGGCUCAACGAUCCAAUUCGACCUCUUCCAACGGCAAUCUCCGGAAGAGUACUUCCACAACCUCACUACCAUCUCCGCCUCCGGCAAUUCCCCUUCCUCCCCUGCCAAGUAAUGCAGCUUCGCCCCUUGCUAGCCCGGUUCAACCCCCGCCUACACCAAGCAUGUCCAGGCACCCCAGCAAAGACUAUGUCGUUGCCCAUAUGGAGGACCAGGAGGCGCGGAUCAAGACGCUCGAGAAGCAGCUUCAGGCAGAGAAGGCUCUAACAAUAACGCUCGAGGAGGCACUUACUGAUUGCGAGAACAAGAUGAAGUCGCUAAGGUCAGACCGCGACAGUUUCCAGGCCAAGGCCUCCCAGGUCCAACAGGAGCUCGACCGAGCCCGGAACGAAUCACAAACAAGUAGGUACUCCAUGCAGGCCGUCGAAGAGGAGCGACUCGCGCGGAAGAAGGCCGAGCUGGCCCGGGAGCAGCUGGAAGUUAGGAUGCGUGAUAUAGCGAAGAAAAACAAGCGAUCGUUUGCCUGCUUUUAGCUUUCAUCUCUUUCUUGAUCUUUCCAAUAAACUCCUGUAUUGUCAUUUCUCACCAAACUGAUUUCAAAAAUUUCUCAUUCGUGAGAACUUCUCCCUCAUCUUCACUAGCUAGUCAAAAUAUCCGUCUUUUCUUUCGUGUUUCUUACUUUUCCUGCCUUUAUAUACCCCUUCUUCCUAUUUUUAUUUCUAUCUCUGACGUUUUUGUCAAUUUCUUAUUAUACCUCUGGGUUUAUGGGUGGAUGAAAGUGAUUUUGACUUUGAUGACUUGCUCUUUAUUUGUGUUUCCUCUUCCCUUUUGGCGGGUGAAUACCAAUUUCUUUCGCUCUCAUUUUUUCUUCUUUUUUCUGCUAUAUAAAAAGCCAUCGUUUUUUCUUCUCUUCAACACUAUUCUGGAUGGAUGGGUGGAUGGACGGGACGAACAAACGUUCAUACCUUGUAGGUGUUUGCGUUUUUUUUCCCCCUCAUGAUAUUUUCAUUUUCAUAUCGUUUACUUGCACUGGUCUGCUCCCUCUUCUCUUGUACCUGUGAAGGGAAGAAAGAGAGGAAAGGCAGGGGGGUACUUCGGUUUUUCUUUUCUUUUUCAAUUUAUUAUACCUUAACUUUUACUAUUUCUUUGUUUUAUAUUCACACAAGACUUUUUCCUUCCCCCCCCUCCACAUGGCUAUAUACCGAUACCCAUACAUCUAUCUAUCUAGCUAUUUAUUUCAUCUGCUUGUAUGCGUAUCUCUGCUUUUUCUUUUUCUUUUUUUCGGUUGUCACUGGUGGCUGGUGUUGGAUUCGUCGGGGUUUCGGGGAUGUGCGUGGAAUUUAACCUACCUAUUAUUUA
Molecule: messenger RNA, 5908 nt
Organism: Tuber melanosporum (Perigord truffle)
Lineage: Eukaryota; Fungi; Ascomycota; Pezizomycetes; Pezizales; Tuberaceae
Exons: 9
Coding region: 1-5082 (1693 amino acids)
Biological process (GO): microtubule-based movement; mitotic spindle organization
Molecular function (GO): ATP binding; microtubule motor activity; microtubule binding
Source: RefSeq, a predicted model, not a curated record